CUCUCUUCUAGCACCGUGAGAGAAAAGCAAAGAGCGUGCCGUGGACAGAUCCUUGCGAUGGGUGAUAAGGGCACGAGGGUGUUCAAGAAGGCGAGUCCCAAUGGAAAGCUUACAGUGUAUCUUGGUAAGAGGGACUUUGUUGACCACGUGGACCUGGUGGAGCCUGUCGAUGGGGUGGUUUUAAUUGAUCCUGAGUACUUGAAGGAGAGAAAGGUGUUUGUGACGUUAACAUGCGCCUUUCGCUACGGACGAGAAGAUUUGGACGUUCUUGGCUUGACUUUUCGGAAAGACCUUUUCGUUGCCAACAUUCAGGCAUUUCCCCCUGUGCCUGAGGAAAAGAAAAGCCUUACGCGUCUCCAGGAACGCCUUAUCAAAAAACUUGGAGAGCAUGCUUACCCCUUCACUUUUGAGAUUCCUCCAAAUCUGCCCUGUUCAGUCACGUUACAGCCUGGACCAGAGGACACAGGAAAGGCCUGUGGGGUGGACUUUGAAGUGAAAGCCUUUUGUGCAGAGAAUGUUGAAGAAAAAAUUCACAAAAGGAAUUCAGUGCGUUUGGUCAUCAGGAAGGUCCAGUAUGCCCCAGAAAAACCAGGACCUCAGCCUACUGCUGAGACCACACGGCAGUUCCUCAUGUCAGACAAACCCCUUCACUUGGAGGCCUCCCUGGACAAGGAGAUCUACUACCACGGUGAACCAAUCAGCGUGAACGUUCACGUCACCAACAACACAAACAAAACAGUGAAGAAGAUAAAGAUUUCAGUGCGGCAGUACGCAGAUAUUUGUCUUUUCAACACUGCUCAGUAUAAGUGCCCUGUAGCCACAGAGGAGUCAGAUGAUAUUGUGGCUCCAAGUGCCACAUUUUGCAAGGUAUACACGCUAACACCUUUCCUCGCCAACAACCGUGAGAAGCGUGGCUUAGCCCUUGAUGGAAAGCUAAAGCAUGAAGACACAAAUCUAGCUUCAAGUACAUUGUUAAGAGAGGGAGCCAAUAAGGAAAUCCUGGGCAUCAUCGUAUCUUACAAAGUCAAAGUGAAGCUCGUGGUGUCUCGUGGAGGGCUCUUGGGAGACCUUGCUUCAAGUGAUGUGGCUGUUGAGCUUCCUUUUACAUUAAUGCAUCCAAAACCAAUAGAGGAAUCAAUCUACAGGGACGCUCCAGAGAACGAGGUACCAAUAGACACGAACCUGAUAGAGUUUGACACAAACGAUGAUGACAUCAUCUUUGAAGACUUUGCCCGGCAGCGGCUCAUCGGUGCAAAAGACGACAAAGAUGAAGAAGAAGAGGGCACAGACUCACCUAAGCUCAAUGACAGAUAGACCCACGGGCAGUUCUCUCCUCUGUAUUCGUGAUAUUAGGGGUCUGGUGAAAACC
Chanos chanos (milkfish) is the source of this 1369-nucleotide messenger RNA. RefSeq names its product arrestin, beta 1 (gene arrb1). The transcript has 16 exons. Bases 58 to 1314 code for a protein of 418 amino acids. Gene Ontology annotation, biological process: G protein-coupled receptor internalization; negative regulation of Notch signaling pathway; signal transduction. Lineage: Eukaryota; Metazoa; Chordata; Actinopteri; Gonorynchiformes; Chanidae. Gene Ontology annotation, cellular component: cytoplasm. The record is from RefSeq and is a predicted model, not a curated record. Gene Ontology annotation, molecular function: G protein-coupled receptor binding.